Messenger RNA from Helobdella robusta, 2541 nucleotides. RefSeq lists its product as hypothetical. Lineage: Eukaryota; Metazoa; Annelida; Clitellata; Rhynchobdellida; Glossiphoniidae. The record is from RefSeq and is a predicted model, not a curated record. The transcript has 2 exons. The coding region runs from base 1 to 2436 and encodes 811 amino acids.
AUGUACUUAUUGUACUGCCCUUAUUCUAGUCGAAUGCGCUGUAAGCAGCAGAAUAUGAACAACAUCGUCAUAAACCGUGGUGAUAGUUUGGUGGAAGACAAUUAUGGUGGAAAUAAUAGUAAUAGUAAUAAUAAUAAUAACAAUAAUAACAAUACCAACAAGAGCAAUAAUAAUUCAUACAAUGACGUCAUCAUAACCAGAGUAAAGUUAAGAAAAAAAUCUAGAAAUACAGGGAAACGAGAGAGAAUAAGGAAAGAUACUCGCCCCAACGGAAACAAUUACAGUGGCAAUGACAUCAACAAAAAUGGUAUGAAUGUUAUUUCAGACGACAACAAUCACAUUAACAACUAUAACUGUAAUAGUGGCAUAGAUAUUAACAUCUAUAGCCUUAGUAACACCUGUGAGAGUUGUUCCGACCACAACAACAACAACAUAAACAACAACAACAAAACCGACGACAUCAACUACAACAUAGAUACUAGCUUAUUUCACGACUUUGCCACAAAUGAAAACUUACUAGACAAAUACAUCAACAGCAUUAGGAAUCUCGACAAACUUGAUGGCGACAUCAACAUCGAGAACAUCAAUCUCUAUCACAUCAACUCUCUCUCAGACGACAUCAACGAUCAAAAUUAUCAAGAAUAUCUCCUUACCGAUAACAACAUCAACAACAUCAGUAACAUCAACUGCACUAACGACAACAACAUCUUUAACAACAAUCACAGAUUCUUUCAAGACAACCCAAAAAUAACAGAAUUCAAUAACAUUCCUAUUCAAUCACUGUCUAGUACAAACGCAUCUGCUAAUUCACAAUUCCUUAACAACAAUAACAACAAUAAUAAUAACACUAAUAAAAAUCGCAAUAACAUUAAUAAUAAUAAUAAUAACAACAAUAAUAAUAAUAACCGUAUCGAUAACCAAUAUUUCGGUAUUCGUAAUAGCCUCUCAAAAAAUAUCUGCAUCGUUAGUAGUAGCGCAAGCGGUAGUUUGAACAGUAACACUAGUAGUGGCAGUAUCAUCGUAGGUAGUAAAUGCAGUAAUUCGCGAUGUAUUUUACAAAUGUCGCUUACAAAUGAAGGUUAUAGCCAUGACCAGACUACAGAAUUCAGCAACGCUAAACACAAAAACUCUUCAUCAUCAUAUCAUCAACAUCAUCAUGGUAAUAUUUCAGUCACUUCUCCUAAUCAUUAUCAUCAGAAGCAGCAGCAGUUGCAGCAGCAGUUGCAGCAGCAACAUCAUCCAUCUACUCUUUCUUCUUAUCAUCAUCAACCUCAUCAUAAAAUUCUGAAUGGCUAUACGGGCUCGUUGUCUAUAGACAGUCUCAGGAGUUACGGGGAAGAUGUUAAGAGUCGAUCGAUUUUUAAGAACAUCUCAUCAACCAUGAAUAAGGACAACAAUAAUGAUAAUAAUAAUAAUAACAUCAACAACAACGAACACAGCAACACAAAAAGCGUCAACACCGAAAAUACUAACAACAACGUAAACUUUGUAACAUCUAGUUGCUUAGACAUCAUAUCUGGUUGCUUAGACAACAUAUCCGGUUGCUUAGACAGCAGAAAUGUAUCAAAGAAUAAAAAUUUUGCUUGUUUCUCGAGUGCAAAUGAAACUUAUAAAAAAAAUUUCAAUACUUUUAAUGGCAGUAUAUUAAGAAAUAUUCUCUGUAGUGGUUAUAAUAAAAAUCAUGAUACUACAGUUAUUACUACUGCAGCAGGUACACCAACUACUACAUCUACUACUAUUACUCUUACUAAUACUACGACAACAACUACUACAAAUACUUCUACCACUACUACUAAUAAUAAUAACAACAACAAUUACAUUAAUAACAACAACUACUACAACAACAUCAUUAAAACAAAUGUUGACAACAACGUUGACAUUACAACUAAUGUUGACAACAAUGUUGAUGGCACUACACUCAUCAAUACUAUCAACAGCCCAGACCUCAACAAACAAAUCCGCACCGAUUUUGAAAACAGAGACUUCAAAGAUCCGUACCGUGUUUUGCCUAAGCUUAAUCUCGCUAAUAAGAAAACCACUGCUCCCGUCAAAAGCAAGCGAAAACACGACAACAACAGCAGCAGCAGCAGCUACAACAACGACAAAACGAGUCCAUACAACAUCAAUAACGACCACCACACGCGUUUCUAUCAUUCGCUAACUCAAAUGACCAAAUCUUCAGACCUGGAUAACAUCGACGAAACACUUCUUUACAACUUCAUUGAGUCUGCCAUCGCGCAAAAUGACAUCUUAGCACUUGCUAAUUUGAGAUUGCUCAUUUCGUCUAAGAGGAAAAACGCCAGAAAAAGACUGAUGAACAUAUGUCGGCUUAUUAAAUCUGUCAAACGUUCAAAAAUCGUGACAGAUAAGAAAUUAGAAAAAGCUUAUAAAGAAUUAACCGAAAGUAAGAAUCGAGUCAAGGAGUUUUUGUUAUAAAUUUCUUUUAAUGUUACGUCUUUGACAAGUUUUAUACAGUUUUUAGCACAUUUUGCAAGAUUUCUUUAUUUAUGACCAUUAAAAAAGUGAAAAAAUAUCUUGUUA